AUGUCGUCACUGCCAACUUCGUCACGGCUUAUGAGUUUGAGGGAACGUACGGAAAUACCGGUGGUCGGAGAUGACGGGAGCCAUAUCGACCCGUCAAACUCGUGUUCACCAAGGCGGAGCCUGUCCAACAGCAGUCGUGGAUACGAACGAGCAUCCCGGGGUCUGACACGGGUCGCGUCCGCGUCGUCAGCGCUGUCGCUUGUGUCGAACCCGAACCUGUCGCUGUUGGACUCUGAGCUUCAGGUUGUAGAAGACUGUAAGGAGUUCCCGGUCGUGGUCGUUGUGGUCGGUGCAUCAGGAGAUCUGGCCCGCAAGAAGACGCUGCCGGCCUUGUUCUCGCUCUUCUACCACAACCUGCUGCCGCUCAGUUUCGCAGUCGUCGGAUAUGCCCGCUCAAAGCUCUCCGUAGAAGAGUUUCGAAGUUCAGUGAGCUCGAAUCUAGUCUGUCGCGUCGGAGAUCGCGAGUGCUGUGAGGCGAAGACGAGGGCCUUUCUCGAACGCUGCUUCUACUUCUCUGGGCAGUAUGGCUCUCUGGAAGACUGGUUGAAUUUUGAUCGCUGGCUUUCCGAAGACAUCGAGCCGCGUAUGAACCAAAGCGACACAGCAACUCGGGGGGCACGACGCGCGCCCGGGCGUCUGUUUUACCUGGCGAUCCCGCCGUCGGUAUUCGCGGAAACGCUGCGCAGUAUCAGUCGCGGCGCCAUGGCACCCGAGGAGCUUGGCGCCUGGACCCGAGUCAUUGUCGAGAAACCAUUUGGGCGAGACUCAGAGUCCUACAUGGCGCUACGUGACCUAGUCGCAGAAUGCUUUCCGGAGGAGGCACUUUACCGCAUUGAUCAUUACGUGGGCAAGCCACUGGUUGCGAACCUGACGACACUUCGACUUGGGAACUUUGUUUUUGAUGCACUCUGGAAUCGCCACUGCAUUGAAUCCGUGCAAGUGGUGUUCAAGGAGGAUUUCGGGGUCGAGGGUCGCGCCGGCUACUUCGACGCAUACGGCAUCAUUCGAGAUAUCCUCCAAAACCAUUUGCUGCAGGUCCUCAGCAUUAUUGCGAUGGAUCCGCCGGCGUCGCCGCACGCUGCCGAUAUCAACGAGGCAAAACUCCGGCUACUGUACGACAUCAAACCGUUGCAUGCGAAGGAUUUUAUCAUCGGCCAGUACGAUCGAUAUCGGUCGGAGCGAGGCGUGCCGAAAGACUCGUGCACCGCCACGUUCGCAGCGUGUGUUGUCCAGAUCGAUAACGAACGCUGGCGAGGUGUCCCUUUUGUUAUGCUCGCUGGGAAAGCGCUCGACGAGCGGAAGGUUUACGUGAAGGUCGCGUUCCACGAGACACCGAAUCAUACGUUUAUACCGGAGGAACUGCGUGACAAGCGCAACACGUUUUACAUUGAAAUCCAGCCGCGUCCCGCGGUCGAGCUGAGCUUUAUCACCAAAACUCCCGAUCUGGAGGGACGCGUUGUCCAAACCAAGCUCGACUUGGUCUACAACGAGAGCUUCAGUGCGGAAGCCCAGGACAUGCCGGACGCCUACGAGCGGCUCAUUUCGGACGCCAUUGUGGGCGACCGCACACUCUUCAUCAGCGACGCCCAGAUAUCGCGCGCAUGGGAGCUGUUCGACCCUGCCCUGAAAGAACUGGAGCGAGAUCCACCAGUUCAGCCAGUUAUCUAUCCGUAUGGUAGUAAGGGACCGAUUCUGCCCGAGACGCUGAUCAAGAAAUACAUGGCAGGCAGGAUGCAAGACUGA
This is a messenger RNA of Cyanidioschyzon merolae strain 10D, 1743 nucleotides long. Its product is annotated as glucose-6-phosphate 1-dehydrogenase. The transcript has a single exon. Lineage: Eukaryota; Rhodophyta; Bangiophyceae; Cyanidiales; Cyanidiaceae. Gene Ontology annotation, biological process: glucose metabolic process; pentose-phosphate shunt, oxidative branch. The record is from RefSeq and is a predicted model, not a curated record. Gene Ontology annotation, molecular function: glucose-6-phosphate dehydrogenase activity; NADP binding. The coding region runs from base 1 to 1743 and encodes 580 amino acids.